This is a messenger RNA of Durotheca rogersii, 2883 nucleotides long. RefSeq lists its product as uncharacterized. The record is from RefSeq and is a predicted model, not a curated record. The coding region runs from base 429 to 2828 and encodes 799 amino acids. The transcript has a single exon. Gene Ontology annotation, cellular component: U2-type catalytic step 2 spliceosome; U2-type catalytic step 1 spliceosome; Prp19 complex. Lineage: Eukaryota; Fungi; Ascomycota; Sordariomycetes; Xylariales; Xylariaceae. Gene Ontology annotation, molecular function: pre-mRNA binding; U6 snRNA binding.
UCUCCUCCUGGCCAGCCCUAGGUAAUAGCACGCACCUAUUCGGAUUCUGCACUCUCUUCGAUACUUUUAGCGACAGCCGAUUCGAGCAUUGCGCGUAUUCUGCACAGGACACCACCGAUCUAUUGCAUAUAGUCUAUGUCCUUAUUCCUCGGUGGUGCCUCCUUGCCUUCGAUUAGAGAUACCCCUAUUAUCUUUCCAUCUGAACUAUUGCUUGGAUAUAUUCGAGGUUAUUCGGUGUCCCCCUUAUCCCCCCCUUGAUCGCAACGCCUAUUGUAAUUUCCAACGUUACUUGUUACGCUAGGAUCUGCGCAACCCGGGCCCUAUAUCUUCGUUGUGCCUCUGUGCCUGCAUCGGGGCACGUAUAAUUCAAGACGGCGGUGCUAUUGCACACCUCGCGGGACAACCGUGUUCCCCUUCAUAUUCUCGGGAUGCAGGACCUCUCCGCAUCCGGCGGCAUCCCCACCGGCCCUGCCAACUCGGCGGGCCGCUUCGGUCAUGCUUCGAAGCCUUCGAACAGCGAUACCGGUUUCUCUCACGGCGCCUUCACUUCCAACAUCACCGGGUUCGCUGACAGGCAUCCCCGUCGUGGCAACAUUCCGUCGAUCAACACCCAGCAGCAGCUCUCCCAGCCCGCUCCCACCAACCUUCAUGAUAUGACCACCCCUGGCACCGGAUUCGAUAUGCAGUUCACGCCUCUGCUCCCGUCGCAGUUGCUUCUCGGCAGCCCCUUCCAGCCCGGAACGCCAGCUGCCUUUGCUAGUCCUCAGUUUCAGAGUUUGUCUGCCUUCCAGCAUAGCCAGCAGCACAAUGGUCAGCAGCAGAACGGCCUGUCGAGCCCCGUCCAGCAGGGUUUGUCGUCCCAGGCUUACCAGUCGAUGGUGUCUCCCUCGACCUACGGCGCGCCUCAGUUCUUCCAGCCUCAGUCCCCUACCGGUACAUUCAAUAGCAUGGGCGGCCAGCUCCAGAUGCAGCCUCAGUCGCCCACUUUAAGUCCCGGUAUCGUCACGGGAACCAGCAGGACGGUGUAUCUCGGCAACAUUCCUCCGGACACGUCCGCCGAGGAAAUCCUCGGCCACGUCAGGAGCGGCCAGAUAGAAUCGGUUCGGCUGCUCCCCGAUAAGAACUGCGCCUUCAUCUCCUUCCUGGACGCUAACGCCGCCACCCACUUCCACUCGGAUGCCAUCUUGAAGAAGCUCUGCAUCAAGGGGCAGGAUAUCAAGAUUGGUUGGGGCAAGCCGUCUCAGGUACCAACCUCUGUCGCCCUGGCUGUUCAGCAGUCCGGCGCAUCCCGGAACGUUUACCUCGGGAAUUUGCCCGAGGAGCUCGCGGAGGAGGAGCUCCGCGAAGACCUCGGAAAAUUUGGCGCCAUCGACACGAUCAAGAUCGUUCGAGAGAAGAAUAUUGCCUUCAUUCAUUUCCUAUCCAUCGCUAAUGCGAUGAAGGCUGUUCAGCAGCUGCCCCAGGAGGCCAAGUGGCAGUCGCCUCGCCGCGUAUACUACGGCAAGGAUCGUUGCGCCUACGUGUCGAAGACCCAGCAGCAGAACGCGGCUCAGUAUCUCGGCAUCGCCCCCGGGUACGCCCACAUGCUAACCGGCCAGGACCGCGAAGUCAUUUCCAGCGCUCUCGCUCAGCAGUCUGUUGCCGCCGCUGCCGUGGCCACGACGGCGGGCGGCAUCAACAAUCUCGGGAACCGCACGAUCUAUCUGGGUAAUAUCCACCCGGAGACUACCAUUGAAGAGAUCUGCAACGUGGUGCGAGGCGGCCUGCUCCAUCAUAUUCGAUACAUCCCGGACAAGCACAUAUGCUUCGUGACCUUCAUCGACCCCACUGCGGCCGCCUCUUUCUAUGCUCUGAGCAACCUGCAGGGCUUGAUGAUUCACAACCGUCGUCUCAAGAUCGGCUGGGGAAAGCACUCUGGUGCCCUGCCGCCGGCUAUUGCGUUGGCCGUCAGCGGUGGUGCCUCCCGAAAUGUCUACAUUGGCAAUUUAGACGAGACCUGGACUGAAGAGCGACUGAGACAGGAUUUCUCUGAGUUCGGCGAGAUCGAACUGGUCAAUACCCUACGCGAGAAGAGCUGUGCCUUCGUCAACUUCACCAACAUUGCCAACGCCAUCAAGGCCAUCGAGGCGGUUCGGAGCAAGGAAGAGUACAAGAAGUUCAAGGUCAAUUUUGGCAAGGAUCGCUGCGGAAAUCAGCCUCGACAGCUCCAGCCUCAGCAGCAGGCGCCGCAGGGCCAGUCCCCUCGCGGAGAUGGCGUAACAUCACCUCCGCCAGCCGGUAGCGGAAGCAACAACUCGCCCACCAACCCGACCUCGCCGCAGUCUGCGAACAGCGUCAGCCUAUUUGCCAACGGGAACAAUCCCCUCACCAUGUACCUGAGCCAAGUGUCUCACCAGGCCCAGCAGCAUCAGCAUCAGCAGCACCAGCUGCUGGCUAGUCAACAGGCAGCUCUCUUUGGCACUGCUGCGUCUUCGCCCAACGAGCUUUCGCUCGACGUCUCCCAACCGCCAUCCGGCGGUGCCGCUCACGGGCAGUCGGCUAGCAUCUCUAACGGAUAUGCGAAUGGCACCUCUGGCGCUACUACCAUCGGCGGCCUCCUAGCGCCCGGCAACCAGCGAGGACAACACAACCGUGCCGUGAGCCUGCCCGUUUUUGCCCCCGGUUUCGAGAACGGCGGCAACAGCCCGGUGAGCGCGAUGGGAGGCCCCGGCGAGGGGGAACGCAGAGGACACCAAUACCAGGCCAGCUUCGGUGGUAUGGGCUCCGGUCUGGGCCUCGCGAUCCAGGGAGGACUGAACGGCUGGGUUGAAGAGGAGGUCGCCAACUGAUUUGACAAAACCUCACUCGGAAAAGGCGACCGCUAGGGAAAGAUAAUAUGUUGUA